This is a messenger RNA of Coccidioides posadasii C735 delta SOWgp, 2147 nucleotides long. The record is from RefSeq and is a predicted model, not a curated record. NCBI's taxonomy places the organism in Eukaryota, Fungi, Ascomycota, Eurotiomycetes, Onygenales, Onygenaceae.
GGGUAUGACGGGAACUGGAGCCCGUGAGUGCUGAGACGAAACCAAACGCCGCGUUAUUCGAACCUGACCGCGAAAUAGUGUCGCAAUCCGAGUCGGUUCCCCGUCGCAAUGGAUGAAUGUGCUUCCAAAUACAGGUAGUUCAGAGACAUGGGUGAUUGGACGCGGAGGAUGUGACUCGACUAUGAAAUGUCGUACAGAACGCGGCGGCCUCUUUCUUUCGAACGAGUCGAGCACAUGGAAUGAAGUCGGUUUCUACGAGCUGGGCAAUACCCUUCAACUGGGACACGCAGGCAUUGGAGACUAUGGGCUCGAUAUUAUAUCCAUGGAUAACCAGCUAGAUCUAGAGGAUCAAGUUGUUAGCAUUCUUAACACGACCGAAUGGUGGAUUGGAUCCCUGGGGUUGGGAACUAAGAAGACGACUUUUACCGGUAGUGAGAAGCUGUCGGUCCUUAGCACGUUGGUGGAGAAUCGAAGCCUGGUGCCGAGUCAUAGCUACGGGUAUACUGCAGGUGCAUCUUAUCGGCUCAAAGGUGUCCGGUCCUCUCUCACCUUUGGGGGCGUUGACAGGAAUCGAUUCGUUGAGAACAAUGUUACUUUCACUCUAUCUCCAGACGAUCUCCCCGUUGUGACGGUCAAAUCUAUCAAAGUCUCAACAAACCUCAAACCUCUUGGAUCGAACCUUGUCUUCCGCCCUCUGGACGCACUGGAGCGCUACACUAUCGAUUCUUCUACUCCUUUCUUUUGGUUUCCGGAAUAUGUCUGUACUGCGUUUGCUGAAGAGCUCGGCCUAGAAUAUAACGACACGCUCCAGCUUUAUACGUAUGGACCAAACUCCUCGAAGUACGACAAUGUGACGAAUUCCAACAUAUCAUUCACGUUUACGCUCUCCGAUCUUCCAGGCUCUAGAGAGUCGGUCGAUAUCACCCUUCCCUUCUCUGCGUUUGACCACGAGCUCUCUUACCCCUUUCCCAAAUUGGAUGCUAACGCCAGUUCACAAGCCCUUCGUUACUUUCCUAUCCGAAAAACAUCAGAUACGAAAAAGUUCACUCUAGGAAGAGCAUUCCUACAAGAAGUCUAUCUAGCCGUUGACUUUGAACGACGAAACUUUUCGAUAUCUCAAGCCAAGUUUCCCUCUGAUGGUGGUAUCGAAAUGGACCUAGUCGCAAUAUCUCGCCCGCCAGAUAGCUCAUAUAAAGGACCUUCCGAUUCACGGAGGCGUUUGUCGAAAGGCGCCGCAGCUGGUAUCGGCGUAGGCGUCAGUAUUGUCGUUAUUGUCGCAGCAUGUGUCGUGGCUACAUCCUGCCUUCGCAGGAGAAAGCGUGAAUUGCUAUUGGAGCCCAAUGAAAAAGAGCAGCAACAAGAGCGGAGGCGGCGAUACUGGAAGUUCUGGCGCUCGUCGGAUUCACCUUCUCCAUCUGAACUGCUUGGGGAUGAGCAUUUCGUCGCAGAAGCCCCGGCAGACUCCUCAGUGAGUCGAUUCGAGCUUCCUGGCUCCUCUGUGCCGGCUGAGCUUGAAGCUUCCGAAGUGACGAACCCUCUCUACAGUGCCAACAGAAAGAGGCGGAAUGGAUCCGAUGCUCCUCCCGCUUACGAACAUAGAAAUACUGAAGAUUUCGCAGAAACAGUGACAUCAAACAGGCGUUUAUCGCCCGGCACGGGGCCUCCUGUAUAUGUGUUGUCCGACGUUCCACUGGAUACCGAUGACUAUGAAACAUAUCUAGUCAGCCCGCUGGCUAUGUCCUCAACGUUUAACGGCAGCCAUAGCACAACGGGCCCUUCUCCGUUGACACCUUCAGCAGAUCGAUCGUUCAGCGGGUCUUUCCCUCAGGCUAGCUCUCAGUCGGUGUCGCCACCCGGAAAUCCUGCUUCUAGCCGGAUCAAUAUUUCGAACACAGGAACACACAGCCCGGUAUUCGAGAAUGUUCAGGGGACGGAUGGCUCGCUUCCACCGUCGACUGAAGCACCACGUGUAGUGAGAAGAAAAUUCAGUUGGGAAGAAUGAUAAUCCAAUUAUUGCUAAAGUCACUAUCUCUGUGGUUACGGUGUUCUUGGGCUGGCGUUCAUGUCGGAAAGCGACACUAUAUUUUGAACAAUGUAAGGUGGAGGUGUUGAUGACAUGGGCUUAAUUUCCUUCCAUGGUGCUUAGG